CUCUAUGUAUUUAAGGCUGACUUUGCUACUGCAUGCUCAGGAGGAUUUUGAUGCCAUGUCUGUUCUCAGUUCUGUAAUGGAUUGGACAGAAGCAGAGAUUCUACCCAAUGUCAACUCAUCUGAUACAGAAAUAGAGAGUAGAAGUCACAGAAAACGCUCCGUCACGUCAACUCAGACCAAACAUACCCUCUGUACACAGAUUGUCAAGAAUCUGUUACAAGUAUGCUGUAAUAGCCUACUGAUAGGAAUAGGGACGGCAGACUUUGUGCUGAAAUUGUCCAACUUUUGUACUAAAUGUCUAUCUGCAGGUAAAGUGAUCUCAGCAUCCACUUUUUUUUCAUCAAUGCAAAAUUAAGCCAAGAAAUAUUCAGAGGAAAUA
Molecule: messenger RNA, 379 nt
Organism: Saccostrea cuccullata (small rock oyster)
Lineage: Eukaryota; Metazoa; Mollusca; Bivalvia; Ostreida; Ostreidae
Exons: 3
Coding region: 5-355 (116 amino acids)
Source: RefSeq, a predicted model, not a curated record